AUGAGAUAUGCAGGAGUUUGGAGAGACGAACAUCCACCCAGGAAUCUCAUCAGGCUUUCUCUUGUGAAAGAAGAAGAUCCUGUAAUUCUCAAGCUGCAAAAAGAAGAUGAACGCGACAUGUUCUACAGGACUGGUCGAAGUGUGCCGCUGAAAUAUCUGAUUCGAGAUUAUUGUGAACGUAAACAUCUUGUGUAUGAAGAAAUGCGUUUCCUUUUCGAUGGAAAAAGGAUAAAUGAAAGCGAAACUCCAGAACAGUUGGAAAUGGAGGACGAUGAUGUUAUUGAUGUUAUGUCCGAUCAGUUUGGUGGCCAGGCCUGCCCAUGA
Molecule: messenger RNA, 324 nt
Organism: Prunus armeniaca (apricot)
Lineage: Eukaryota; Viridiplantae; Streptophyta; Magnoliopsida; Rosales; Rosaceae
Source: the annotation of a GenBank genome assembly